AUGUUGGUGGUUGCACAAGACAGGGCAGAGCUGGCAGGAUCCGACAAGGCCAACGUAAGGCGGGAAUGCUGCCAUGCCAUACUUCAUCCUGCAGUAUGGACCCGGGAGUACAAGACAAGGCAACCGUCGAGGUUAUUCUUGCCUGUGGCGCGUGGGUGUGUGCUAAAAUCCUGCUGCCCGGGAGGAAGAAUUCAAGAUUACCAAAGACGGGACGAGGAGAUUGUUUCGUCAAACGGGGUGCCAUUGAUGAUCCAACGGGCGAGGCAAUACAAGAAAAUAAAAGGACGAGACAUCGGAAACAAUACGCACGCAGCCCCUGAGGGGGCAAAUGAGGUGGAAACAUGGCGAGAUGCGCAGCGGACGACUGUGCCACAGGCGAGACACAGAGAGAGAGCCACUUGA
Molecule: messenger RNA, 402 nt
Organism: Colletotrichum paranaense
Lineage: Eukaryota; Fungi; Ascomycota; Sordariomycetes; Glomerellales; Glomerellaceae
Exons: 1
Coding region: 1-402 (133 amino acids)
Source: RefSeq, a predicted model, not a curated record